CAAUAUCAAAAUCGAUUCAUUUCCGCUCAAAUCUUGGUGGAAAACGUAUAGCUUGCAUCUUUUAGUGCAAAAAUUUUGCGUUUUCUUUGAGAAUUUGCCGUAAUUCAUAUCUAAUUAUAGAGAAAUAAUAGCGUAAAUCAUUUUAAAUAAUCAGAUAAGUUGUUUUAAACUAUUCUCAUUGUAAAAGAAAACGGGUUCGUUCGACGUAUGGUAGCCGUAAUGGAAGACAGGGCGUUGUCUCCACCAGGAUAGCUUUUAAUUGACUUUCUGGUUUAUUUAUCGAACAAUUGUGCCAUGCUGCGAUUGUUUUAAGAAGAAUUCAGCCGAUUUGACUCGAUUAUAGUGUUUUAUUUGUAGUGCGACAAGUUUAGGAUUUUUGGAAAUGCCGCGCAUCGAUCCCUUCCAGCUGCUGAAAUGCUUGUCGGUGCUUUUAGGCCCGGAAGGGGGCAUUCUUUCGCAAGACGAAGUACCGCGCCUUGUCAACUUGAUGACUAAGUUUUCGAAAAAAUUAGUCAGCAAAUGUGUAUAUAUUUUGAUACUUAAAAGCACGGAACAAUCAUUAGUCAAUUUGUUUAUGGCUGAAGGUGGUUGGAAUUUGAUACACAAUUGGUUACAAGAUGCGAUUCAUGUCUCAAAUUGGGACCUCGUCAAAGAGAUUUUAAGCCUACUUUUGGUUACGCCUGUUGACGUUGAGAGAUUGAAGUUGAACAAUAUCCCAAAAUUGGUUAAAAGUUUGUCAAAGCUUGAUGAAGUUAAAGGAGUUCAAGAGUUGUCCACGCAACUUGUUCACGAUUGGUUAGUGAUAGUUAAAGGCAAUAAUAAACCAGAAGAAACGGCGGUAACUCAAGCUGUUGAAGCAGUAAAGACUGAAAAUGAUGCGUCUGGCACGCCUCUUAGCUCUGAUAACAUUGACACUGUAGAUAGUUCACAAAUAAAACCGUCAGAUGAUCCACCAGAUGAAGCAAUAUCUACAAACACAUUUUAUAAAGUUACUGUUCGAGAUGGUAAACAGGUGAUCAGUAGAACAGCUUCUGUUGACGGCAGUCAUGACGCUCCAACAGAAGCGGCCUCUGCUGAGCCACCGGAACCGGUUGAAAUUAAGAAAGAAAUAAAGGAAGAGAAAUUAGAUGAUAAAAAGUCGAGCGAUAAAAGUAAAUCAAAAAGUCGGUCUAGUUCGUCGUCAAAACAUAGCUCUUCAAGUCGGUCAAAAAGCAGUAGUAGCAAGAGCAGCAGUAGUAAAGAUAGGCACAAAUCUAGCAGUUCAAAGAGUAGUAGUAGGGACAAAGACAGAGAUAGGGACAGAGAUAAGACGAAAAAAGAUAAGGCUAACGGAGCUAAAGUCACUAGCAAAGAUAAAACUGAGUCUAAAGAGAAACAAGCGGAGAAAGAUAAAGACACUCUUGCCAAGAUCAAGCCGCAAAGUAUUGAUAAAUUAGGCCGAAUCCCCAAAAAGACUGACGAUAAAACGAAAGAAAAUAAAGAAGUUAAGAAACCCACUAUGUCUAUCGAGGUCAGAAAAAAUACAGAAGAGCGCCCUAAAACAGUCAAAGUCUUUAAUUCAAAACGGCGGUCGACCGGUUUAGAGGAGGAAGCGAAACCGCCUCCACCGAGGCCCACGAAGAAACCGCCAGUUGCACUACCACCCAGCAUUCCCCAGAAGAGGACGUCGCCCGUUAAAGAGCUCCCGACACCUCCAGAGAAGAAAUUUAAAAUGGAAAUACCGGAACGACCAGGGGCCAUUAAAUUAAUACCACCAAAACCAAAACCGCCGGUGUUACAAGAAAGCGACAUAUUCAUGGACGCUCUUGCGGCUUCAGCAACGUCGAAAAAAGAGCCCAAGAAGCGGAAACGACGUCCGAGUGUCACAAAAGACACUCCAAGUUCCCCAACAACGCAAGAACCCCAAACACCAACAUCGCCCGUCACCUCGCCCAUCGGUUUGAAAAAUAUCGCGGCGCCAAACUUCUACCAGGACACUUUACAAACGGAACAAACCGACGAAAAGGACGAAAACAAGGAAGAAACCGAACGGUCGGGCACCCCGAUCGAAGAGGACGAGCGGCCGCGGACGGACGGCGGCCUCAAGGGCGUCCUGGUCUACACCAAGAAGAAAGGACCGAAAAAAUCGGUCAAAUUCAACGACAACAACUUAACACAAGUGCGCUUCUUCGAACUGGACGAAACCGAGCGAGUGAAUGUAACGAAGAACUUCAUGGACAUGGCGAAGAUGGAGAUGACGAGCGAGCGCGAAGCGCUGCAAAUGUCGCGGAAACUGCCAAACGAGGACAUAAUGGAGCCCCAAACGAUGUGGCGGCUGCCGUACCUGAUCGACUUACCCGACCCCCUGGCAGCCCCCGGUUGCAAAAGUUUGGAGAAAGACAUACAAUUCGCCCGGGAAAAGAGCGUGCUCCAGGCCCUGUACUUCGACAAGCGGAAAAUUCCGGAUAGUCCGGAAGAACCAGUCCCGGAGACGCACCAAAUGAGCGACCCCAUCAACAUUCCACUUGAGGACGCGGACAGUCAGGAGAUGGACCUGCGGAACACCCCCUGGCCGGAGCCGAAGGGGUCGCCGCCCCCCAUGCAGGAGAAUCUGCCCCCGCAGAUAUUCUCCAACAUGGCGGUGCCUUUCCAGAACUUCCAGCCCCCGGCGUUCCAGGGCAUGCCGCCGAGGUUUGGCCCCCAGAACGGGCCGUUCGGGGGCCCUCCGAAUAUGAUGCCCAAUGGGAAUAUCAUGGGGCCGCCCCCGGACAUGAUGCACCAAGGGCCGCUUAACCCGAACGCCUUCGGGCCGGAGAAUUUCAACAAUCCCAUGAUGAAUGACAAUAAUUUCCCCAUGCCGUUUAACCCCCCGAAUAUGGGGAUGUUUCCGCCGAAUAAUUUUAAUAUGAACAGAGGGAGAGGGGGCUUCAGGAGAGGGGGUAAUAAUGGGCCGUGGAUUAGGAUGAACGGGCCCGGAAAUUGGAACAAUCGGGGCGGUGGGGGCAGGGGGCGCCUGUGCAAAAACGUGAAAAAUCAUGGAUAUUGUAGGAAUAUGGAUAAGUGCCCCUUUAUCCACCCCAAAUGAGCGACUUUUGUGGCUUUUAAUUCGAUAAGUGUUCUUGUGAUAUAGUUAAGAGUGUAGUUAUGUAUAUACAUUUUGUGAUUUUUUAAGUGUAGCAGACUUUUUUAAAGUACAAAUUACUUAAACGUAAACGUGACCUACAUAUGAUGAGGAUGUUGUCAUACAUUUUAAUUUAUUCAAUUGUGAUUUAGCGCUAGAGUGAACGAUGUAUGUACAGAGUACUAUUUCACACCGGUGUAAAUAAUUAUUAGGUAUGUUUUAAGAUGUAAAGAGUAAGAUUUUGUAAAAUACAUUUUGAUGUUAAUUUUUCCAAGCAAAUUUAAUAUAAUGUUAAUAUUAAUUGAAAUGGAUAUUUAUCAGUGACAUUAAUUUUAUACUUAAUUUUAAGAGCGGAUUAUUUUCAUUUUUUAAAUAAAUUUUAUAGGCACAGACUUUAACAGUUA
Tribolium castaneum (red flour beetle) is the source of this 3504-nucleotide messenger RNA. RefSeq names its product serine/threonine-protein phosphatase 1 regulatory subunit 10. Gene Ontology annotation, cellular component: chromatin; PTW/PP1 phosphatase complex. Gene Ontology annotation, molecular function: metal ion binding; protein phosphatase 1 binding. The coding region runs from base 383 to 3064 and encodes 893 amino acids. The record is from RefSeq and is a predicted model, not a curated record. Lineage: Eukaryota; Metazoa; Arthropoda; Insecta; Coleoptera; Tenebrionidae. The transcript is spliced from 5 exons.